CUUCCCCCGGUGGGGACGCCUCGUCGCACGUCAGCACCGAGCACUCCAUGAACGCCCUCGAGAACAACACGCCGUCUUUCGACAUUCCGCCGCGGCGGAACGCGACGAUAAUCCCCGCCGGGGUCCAACUACUUCCUUCACCAAAAGGUGGGGCCCCCGGAAGUUCAUCCUCAUCCUCAUCCUCUGGCAGCGCAAGUUCAUCCUCCUCUUCUUCAGCUGCAUUUAG
Amoebophrya sp. A120 is the source of this 226-nucleotide messenger RNA. The record is from the annotation of a GenBank genome assembly. Lineage: Eukaryota; Dinophyceae; Syndiniales; Amoebophryaceae.